This is a messenger RNA of Loxodonta africana (African savanna elephant), 2135 nucleotides long. RefSeq names its product estrogen related receptor alpha (gene ESRRA). Gene Ontology annotation, biological process: nuclear receptor-mediated steroid hormone signaling pathway; regulation of transcription by RNA polymerase II. The coding region runs from base 834 to 2135 and encodes 433 amino acids. Gene Ontology annotation, cellular component: chromatin; nucleus. The record is from RefSeq and is a predicted model, not a curated record. Gene Ontology annotation, molecular function: estrogen response element binding; nuclear steroid receptor activity; zinc ion binding. Lineage: Eukaryota; Metazoa; Chordata; Mammalia; Proboscidea; Elephantidae. The transcript is spliced from 6 exons.
GGGCGGGCGGAGUGCCCCGGGAGGAGGAGGGCUCUGCGGCAGCAGGAGUGAAGAGUGAAUGCAGACGGGGUACUAGGCGGUGGAGGCGCGCCCGCUGGGGUGGCCGGGAUUGAGCCUGCUGGGGCAGGAGCGGCUGUGUGUCAGGUGCUAAAGGCCUUGAUGUGUUUUCUCCACAAGAGUCUCUGCCGGUGUGUAAGUGUGGGGCAUGGUGGGAGUAUGAGCGUGUUUGUGAGUAUGAGUUUCCUUACGGGUGCACACUUGGGGAGGAGUGUGUAAAGACAAGUGUGAGCAUGAGUGAAGACUGGGGUUUGGGAAGGGCCAUGUGAGAUUCCCCGGGCGAGUGAGCAUGUGUGAACAUGUGGGAACACCUGGGUACCCAGGUGAGUGGGAGUGUGUGACGGCGUGAACAUGUGUUUGUGAGUGCCUCAGCUGCCGUCAGUGUGCUCUCUUGAAUAGAGGAUCCCAGGUGAGGGGACCAUGGAGGCACCCCCAAUAUCUGACAAAAAUUGGGAGUGAUCCUGCUUCUGCCGGGGGGUACCAGCCGGCGUUGAAGGUGACCAGAAAGCCAAGGUUACCCUACCAGCCUGGGUGGGAGUAGGGGAUUUCAAGCACCCUCACCAGGGGGAGACCUGCUGUCAGUUACUGGCCCUGGAGGCUAUGGAGACUGUUCCCAUGGCAACAGCUGGGGGCCCUUCUCAGGGCAGCCCUUCCUUGGACUCUGUCCCCUCUCCCCCCUCACUGAGCCUGGUAGCCUGGCCCUGGGCCCGGGGUUGGGCAACCCAGUGGCAGUGUGUCUUUCUUCCCCAUCCCCCAUCCCAGUGCCUCCCUGGAACAUGAUGGGUAUCUCUCUGCAGGUGACGAGCGCCAUGUCCAGCCAGGUGGUGGGCAUUGAGCCUCUCUACAUCAAGGCGGAGCCAGCCAGCCCUGACAGCCCAAAGGGCUCCUCGGAGACUGAGCCUGAGCCCCCAGUGGCCCUGGCCCCUGGUCCAGCUCCCACCCGAUGCCUCCCAGGCCACAAGGAGGAGGAGGAUGGGGAGGGAGCUGGGCCUGGCGAGCAGGGCGGUGGGAAGCUGGUGCUCAGCUCCCUGCCCAAGCGCCUGUGCCUGGUCUGUGGGGAUGUGGCCUCCGGCUACCACUACGGCGUGGCGUCCUGUGAGGCCUGCAAAGCCUUCUUCAAAAGGACCAUCCAGGGGAGCAUCGAGUACAGCUGUCCGGCCUCCAACGAGUGCGAGAUCACCAAGCGGAGACGCAAGGCCUGCCAGGCCUGCCGCUUCACCAAGUGCCUGCGGGUGGGCAUGCUCAAGGAGGGGGUGCGUCUGGACCGUGUUCGGGGUGGACGACAAAAGUACAAGCGGCGGCCAGAAGUGGACCCGCUGCCUUUCCCAGGCCCUUUCCCUGCCGGCCCUCUGGCAGUAGCUGGAGGUCCCCGGAAAUCAGCCCCAGUGAAUGCAUUGGUGUCUCACUUGUUGGUGGUCGAGCCUGAGAAGCUGUAUGCCAUGCCCGACCCAGCAGGCCCCGAUGGACACCUCCCAGCGGUGGCUACCCUCUGUGACCUCUUUGACCGAGAGAUUGUGGUCACCAUCAGCUGGGCCAAAAGCAUCCCAGGCUUCUCGUCGCUGUCGCUGUCUGACCAGAUGUCAGUGCUGCAGAGCGUGUGGAUGGAGGUGCUGGUGCUGGGUGUGGCCCAGCGCUCGCUGCCACUGCAGGAUGAGCUGGCCUUUGCCGAGGACCUGGUCCUGGAUGAAGAAGGGGCACGGGCAGCCGGCCUAGGGGAGCUGGGGGCCGCCCUGCUGCAGCUGGUGCGGCGACUACAGGCCCUACGGCUCGAGCGCGAGGAGUAUGUCCUGCUGAAGGCCCUAGCCCUUGCCAACUCAGACUCUGUGCACAUUGAGGACGCUGAGGCUGUGGAGCAGCUGCGAGAAGCCCUGCACGAGGCCCUGCUGGAGUAUGAAGCUGGCCGGGCAGGCCCUGGAGGGGGUGCCGAGCGGCGGCGGGCAGGCAGGCUGCUGCUCACACUACCACUCCUUCGCCAGACAGCGGGCAAGGUGCUGGCCCAUUUCUAUGGGGUGAAGCUGGAGGGCAAGGUGCCCAUGCACAAGCUGUUCUUGGAGAUGCUCGAGGCUAUGAUGGACUGA